Messenger RNA from Myotis brandtii (Brandt's bat), 903 nucleotides. RefSeq names its product deleted in primary ciliary dyskinesia homolog (mouse) (gene DPCD). The transcript has 5 exons. The record is from RefSeq and is a predicted model, not a curated record. The coding region runs from base 16 to 693 and encodes 225 amino acids. NCBI's taxonomy places the organism in Eukaryota, Metazoa, Chordata, Mammalia, Chiroptera, Vespertilionidae.
GGGCGAUGUUUGGCAAUGAGUGGGAGGCCCUGGGAGGGCUUCUCAAUAAGCCCAAGGCUGUGGUGUCUCCCAGGGAGACCCCUGAUCUGUAAGGGGCAAGGCAAGGGGAGGCUUGGGAGUAAAGCACUCUCUGCUUCAUGCUUAGGGAGAAGGAAGGUGCACUAUUUGUUCCCAGACGGGAAGGAAAUGGCCGAAGAAUAUGAUGAGAAGACAAGUGAACUGCUUGUAAGAAAGUGGCGUGUAAAAAGUGCCCUGGGAGCCUUGGGCCAGUGGCAGAUUGAGGUGGGAGAGCCAGCACCCCACGGAGCAGGGAACCUGGGGCCUGAACUCAUCAAGGAAAGCAAUGCCAAUCCCAUCUUCAUGCGCAAGGACACCAAGACGUGUUUCCAGUGGCGGAUUCGAAACCUCCCCUACCCUAAGGAUGUCUAUAGUGUCUGUGUGGACCAGACGGAGCGCUGUGUUGUUGUCAGAACAACCAACAAAAAGUACUACAAGAAGUUCUCCAUUACUGAUCUGGACAGAUACCAGCUACCUCUGGAUGAUUCUUUGCUGAGCUUUGCUUAUGCCAACUGCACUCUGAUCAUUUCCUACCAGAAGCCAAAGGAAGUCCUGGUGGCCGAGUCAGAGCUGCAGAAGGAGCUGAAGAAGGUGAAGAUGGCCCACAGCAGCGAUGGGGACUGUAAAACCCAGUAGUGGACCCUGAGCCUGCACCUCCGGCAUGGAGGGUGAGUGAGCUCUCCUGUCACCUGUAAGACUCACAGCCUGGGCCUUUCCGGCACUGGGGCAGCCUCCUCUCUUCCAGCAGCUCUACAAGCUCUGUAAGAACUGGCCCCGGGGCACUCCUGGCCCCUGCAUCAUGGUGGACUCUCCUGAGUAAAGUUCUGAGUUACUGCGGGAACACUG